AAAAUCCCCAAAAUAAAUAGAGAGAGAGAGAACUUCAAUUCAAGUUCUAAAAGACUCCGAAAGAGAAAAUUUUCUAGGGUUUUGUUUGUAAACGAGAGAGUAAAGAAAAAAACCAUGGAAGGCGAUGAUGAAACAACCUCAGUAACAAUGAUAGAUGAUGAAAUAUACAGUAAUGGUGGUGGUGAAGAUAAACGAAGUAAACCUAAUUUGAGUAGUGAAUUACUAGAUGUAGAAGUAUAUGCAGGUUUAUACAGCGGCAGAACAAAGAUAACGAGACUUAUGUUCGUUGCUGAUAGAUGUGGUAAUCAAGUCAUGAAGUUAGAUGCACUAAGAAUGGCUUAUGAUGAGAUUAAAAAGGGCGAGAAUACUAAUCUGUUUAAAGAAGUUGUUGAAAAGAUUGAUGGGAAGUUGGGGAGCGAGUAUUGUUUAGAUCAGAUCUGGGUUGAUAGUGUUGAUCGCAAGGCGGAAGUCAGGAAGGAGAAGCUUGAGAGUGAACUCAAUGCUUACAGGACAAAUUUGAUCAAAGAGAGCAUCAGAAUGGGAUACAAUGAUUUUGGAGACUUUUACUAUUCCCAUGGGCAUCUCGGCGAUGCAUUCAAGAAUUAUGCUCGUACUCGUGAUUACUGUACCACUUCAAAGCACAUCUUACAGAUGUGUCUGAAUGCAAUUUUGGUUAGUAUUGAGAUGGGCCAGUUCACACAUGUUGCAACUUAUGUUAGUAAAGCAGAGCAGACUCCAGAUGCUCUGGACCCUGUUGCAAUUGCAAAGCUACGGUGUGCGGCUGGGCUAGCUCACCUGGAGAGUAAAAAGUAUAAACUUGCUGCUCGCAAGUUCCUAGAAACAGGUCCAGAAUUGGGUAGUACCUAUACAGAAGUGAUAGCACCUCAAGAUGUGGCGACUUAUGGUGGAUUAUGUGCACUUGCCAGCUUCGACAGGGCCGAGUUAAAGAGCAAGGUGAUAGAUAAUUUCAACUUCCGUAAUUUCUUGGAGCUAGUACCUGAAGUAAGGGAGAUUAUUAAUGAUUUCUACUCGAGCCGUUAUGCGUCCUGCCUUGAGUUUCUUGAAAAUCUCAAAGCCAAUCUAUUGCUGGACAUUCAUUUACAUGACCAUGUCGAGACAUUAUACAGUCAAAUCCGUCACAAAGCUCUCAUCCAAUAUACUCAUCCAUUUGUGUCUGUUGAUCUUCGUAUGAUGGCUGAUGCCUUUAAAACUGAUGUUUCUGGGCUAGAGAAAGAACUUGAAGCUUUAAUUACUGACAACCAGAUUCAGGCCCGCAUCGACUCUCACAACAAGAUACUAUAUGCAAGGCACGCUGAUCAAAGGAAUUCGACUUUCAAAAAUGUUUUACAAAGUGGUGACGAAUUUGAUCGUGAUGUAAAAUCAAUGCUGCUGAGAGCCAACGUUCUGAAGUUUGACACCGGCAGUCAUCACAGGCAUCCACAUCACAGAAAAUUUUAAAACUCUUAGUUGCGUUAUCUUAGGCAUUCUGAUAUGCUGUACAUGGUCGACUUGGCUGGCCUUUUGAGUGGAGCCUCUGGAUGUUCAAAACCCUAACAGAUAGUUAAUUGCGUACAUUAAUCCUUUUGGUAUCCUAUUGUUGGGAUCAUGUUUAUAGUCGGGUUCUUUGGAUUACUGUAAACUAUAACUUGUUUUGUUUCACAGUAGAGGUUUCCUUUUUCAAAAAGCACACUUAUAUUAUUACAUUAA
Molecule: messenger RNA, 1707 nt
Organism: Papaver somniferum (opium poppy)
Lineage: Eukaryota; Viridiplantae; Streptophyta; Magnoliopsida; Ranunculales; Papaveraceae
Product: COP9 signalosome complex subunit 1-like
Exons: 6
Coding region: 115-1458 (447 amino acids)
Cellular component (GO): COP9 signalosome
Source: RefSeq, a predicted model, not a curated record